AAACUUUGCAAAUCUCAUGAAGGUUUUGGUAGCCGUCAAGCGCGUGGUAGACUACGCCGUCAAGGUCCGUGUGACACCCGCGGGUGUGGACCUCAACAAUGUCAAGAUGAGCAUGAAUCCGUUCUGUGAGAUCGCGGUGGAAGAAGCGAUCCGGUUGAAGGAAAAGAAGGUCGCGACGGAAGUUGUGGCGGUGUCCAUUGGACCCAAGCAGUCCCAGGAAACCCUGCGCACGGCCUUGGCCAUGGGCGCGGACCGCGGCAUUCACAUCGAGACGGACUUGCGUCUCGACCAAGAGUUGCAACCCCUUGCCGUCGCCAAGCUUCUCGCCAAGGUCGUUGAAGCCGAGAAGCCCGACUUUAUCGUGCUUGGCAAGCAAAGCAUCGACUCGGACGCGGCGCAGACUGGUGCGUUCCUCGCGGGGUUGUUGAACUAUCCCCAAGCUACGUUUGCCUCGAAAUUGGAAAUCGCCGACAAGAAGGCAUUGAUCACUCGUGAAACGGAUGCCGGCGUGGAAACGCUGGAAGCCUCGCUCCCGUUGGUGUUGACGGCCGACCUGCGCUUGAACCAACCUCGUUAUGCGACCCUGCCCAACAUCAUGAAGGCCAAGAAGAAGCCCAUCGAUUCCAAGCCCAUCGCGGACUAUGGCGUCGACGUGACCCCUCGCAUCCAGACGGUGUCCGUCGCCGAACCCACGGCGCGAAAGGCCGGGAUCACCGUCCCGGAUGUCGCGACCUUGGUCGACAAGCUCAAGAACGAAGCGGGAGUCAUUUAGAUACAUCCUAAAGUUGCAUCUACAUCAGCCUUCUUGGUCCUUUUGCUUGAUCAUAUAAGCAAAACGGCGAAAGCGAAACUGUCAGAUUAAUACCGGAUCCGGAUAGUGACCUCUUUUUUAUUCGCACUUGGAAUCUACUGAACUUCUUGUCAUUGAUUGGCUGAAAUGUUACAGAUACUCCCCAAUCAAAAAUUGUUUACCCCGCAAAGCGGGAUAUUAACCAAUCCAACAUCGUUAUUUCAGGUUUUAUGUGGAUAUUAGCCAAUCAAAUGAUCAUCCCGCGCAAUCAAUUGAACAUAAUAUUAGCCAACCAAAUGCAGUCCACUCGGCCAACUAUCUAUGAGCCUUACUAUUAAUAGUAAAUAUAUGAGAGUAUUUUUGCAAAGUUAUGCUUCAUGAAUGGAUAUGUACUAUAUUACUCUUCUAUUCCCCGUACUAAUACUAUUCCUACUCACGACGUUUUCCAUCCUGCGAAACAAACCUUGUUAACGUAACCAGAUCCACUUCAAGCCUUUAGUAGUCCCUUCCAUUACGUCCGCCGCCACCACGUCCGCUGCCGCGGGGGAUGGACCGGUGCGCGCCGCCGCGCGUCGGUUGAGUGACUGGCUUGGCGGCGGGAGUGGCAUAUGAAGGCCGGCGCUGGGCCGCCGUGAGCAGCUCUGUAAACGUCUGCUGGACACAACGAUGCACCUCGGCAUAUCUAAUCCAUUAUUAAAGACACUCGAG
This is a messenger RNA of Aphanomyces astaci, 1498 nucleotides long. RefSeq lists its product as hypothetical. Gene Ontology annotation, cellular component: cytosol. The record is from RefSeq and is a predicted model, not a curated record. Gene Ontology annotation, molecular function: electron transfer activity. The coding region runs from base 17 to 772 and encodes 251 amino acids. The transcript is spliced from 4 exons. NCBI's taxonomy places the organism in Eukaryota, Oomycota, Saprolegniomycetes, Saprolegniales, Verrucalvaceae.